This is a messenger RNA of Taeniopygia guttata (zebra finch), 1126 nucleotides long. It is a transcript of the gene TSPAN10, whose product is annotated as tetraspanin 10. Gene Ontology annotation, cellular component: plasma membrane. The record is from RefSeq and is a predicted model, not a curated record. NCBI's taxonomy places the organism in Eukaryota, Metazoa, Chordata, Aves, Passeriformes, Estrildidae.
GGGUGGCAGAUCGUGCCCAGCUGUGGGCGUGGAUGGGUGGCAGAUCGUGCCCAGCUGUGGGGCGGCACACACAGCCCCAUUUAAGCCCGCCCGCAGCCCCUCACAUGAUGGCAGUGUGACGGGUCCGGGCACGAGGCAGCGGCGAUGGCGCUGAGCAGAGUCCGCCUGUUCCAGCCCCACGGGGAGGGCACCCGGCUGCUGCCCCAGGCAUCCAGGCUGGUGGAGCUGCCCUACUCCUCCUCUGAUGACGAUGAUGGUGACAUGGCUGAGCAGGACCCCCCCAAACCCUUCAGCCACUGCGUGCGCUACCUGGCCUUCCUCUGGAACCUCCUCUUCCUCCUGCUGGGGCUGCUGACCCUUGCCGUGGGGGUCUGGGGGCUGCUGACCAAGAGCCCCGUGCCCGGGGGGCAGCGUGGGGUGUCCCUGGGCUCGGACCCCAUGCUGCUGUUGGUGCUGGCGGGGCUGGGGGCCAGCACCGUGUCCCUGGCCGGCUGCCUGGGCGCCCUGCGAGCCAGCCCCUGCCUGCUGCGCUUCUUCCUGGGCGCCGUGCUGGCUUUUGGGGGGCUGCAGCUGCUGGGGGGGCUCCUGCUGCUGCUGCUGUGGCGGCAGCUGCGGGGCGCGCUGCGGGACCUGCUGCUGCUCUGCCUCCUGCGCUACCAGGAGGAUCCCGACCUGCAGUUCCUGGUGGAUGAGGUGCAGCAGAGCCUCCGGUGCUGCGGCCUCGAGUCCUACCGCGACUGGGAGAGCAACCCGUACUUCAACUGCAGCGCCCCGGGCGUGCAGGCGUGUGGCGUGCCAGCCUCCUGCUGCCGGGCCCCGCUGCAGGACGGCGCCGUGCCCAACGCCCAGUGCGGGUUCGGGGCGCUGGCGCUGGGUGAGGCGGCGGCCGGGGCCCUGCUGCACUCGGGGGGCUGUGGGGCCGCGUUGGCCGCAUGGCUGCGGGGCCAGGCCGGGGCCAUCGCCGCCGGGGCCACCACCCUGGUGCUGCUGGAGGCCGUGGGAGCCCUCAUGGCUCUGAGGGUGCUCGGGGAGGUCACGGCCGUGAGGGUGUGGCAGUGAGGGCACCGUGGGGAUUGGGAUAUGCAGGGAGUGGGUUUGGGCCCAAAUAAACUUUGUUAUAAAUACC